Molecule: messenger RNA, 2148 nt
Organism: Guyanagaster necrorhizus
Lineage: Eukaryota; Fungi; Basidiomycota; Agaricomycetes; Agaricales; Physalacriaceae
Product: glutamine-dependent NAD synthetase with GAT domain-containing protein
Exons: 19
Coding region: 1-2148 (715 amino acids)
Biological process (GO): NAD+ biosynthetic process
Cellular component (GO): cytoplasm
Molecular function (GO): ATP binding; glutaminase activity; NAD+ synthase (glutamine-hydrolyzing) activity
Source: RefSeq, a predicted model, not a curated record
AUGGGUCACCUCAUCACACUCGCAACUUCACUCAACCAAUGGGCUCUUGAUUUUCAAGGAAACUUUGAGAGAAUUCUAUCCAGCAUCGCUAUCGCCAAGAGUCGAGGCGCAACAUUGAGAGUGGGGCCAGAACUUGAGAUUCCUGGAUAUGGAUGUCUGGAUCAUUUUCUCGAAGGCGACACGGUACUUCAUUCCUGGGAAGUCUUGGCAAAGAUUUUGGCAUCUGAAGAGGCCACAGGAAUUGUGUGCGACUUGGGAAUGCCCGUCGUGCACAAGAACGUUAUCUAUAACUGUAGGGUGAUUAUCCACGACAGGAAGAUCCUUUUGAUCAGGCCGAAAAUGUGGAUGGCUAACAAUGGAAACUAUCGUGAACUUAGAUAUUUCACGCCAUGGAUGAAACAUAGGCAAUGCGAAAACCAUUUUUUGCCGAGGAUCAUCCAGGCCGUCACUUCACAGAUUACCGUACCUUUUGGAGAUGCCGUUGUGAGUACUGCGGAUACUUGCUUUGGGGUGGAGUUGUGCGAAGAGUUGUUUACCCCUGCUAGUCCGCAUAUUCUCAUGGGUUUAGAUGGUGUCGAAAUUUUCACCAAUGCGAGCGGUAGUCAUCACGAACUCCGGAAACUCUACACUCGCGUCGAGUUAAUAAAGGAGGCCACAUUAAAGUUGGGAGGCAUUUAUCUGUAUGCGAACCAACAAGGAUGCGAUGGUGAUAGACUGUAUUACGACGGAUGUGCAAUGAUCGCUGUCAACGGCAGGAUUGUGGCUCAGGGAUCUCAGUUUUCUUUGAAUGACGUCGAGGUCAUAACUGCAACAAUUGAUAUCGAGGAUGUCCGCAGCCACCGUGCAAUCAGCAGCCGAGCCAUGCAAGCAGCUUCCGCGGAAAGAUAUCAUCGUAUCGAAGUUCCGUUUUCGUUGUCAGCGGGCAAGUUUGAGGAAGUGAGGGACGAAGACAUGGUGGGAUUUUUAUCCUCCCGACCUUAUGAAGUAAGGUAUCAUAGUCCCGAAGAAGAGAUAGCUUUGGGUCCAGCGUGUUGGCUUUGGGACUACCUUCGCCGAUCGCGUACGCAAGGAUAUUUCGUCCCAUUGAGCGGUGGUAUCGACAGUUGUGCGACUGCAGUCAUCGUGUUUUCCAUGUGUAGACUCGUUGCAGAAGCCGCGCGCAGAGCAGAUAAGCAGGUGAUCGCAGAUGCCCGGCGCAUUGUCGGAGAACCCGCCGACUCUGGGUACAUUCCUUCUGAUCCACGCGAAUUUUGCAGUAGAAUUUUCCAUACUUGUUACAUGGGUACGGAGAACUCCAGUGCAGAGACUCGUAAACGAGCAAAGGAUUUGUCUGAGGCUAUCGGAAGCUAUCAUAUAGACUUAAAUAUGGAUUCUCUUGUCACAGCUGUUCGAAAUCUGUUCGGUUUCGUUACUGGUGUAAAGCCUCAGUUCCAAGCUCACGGGGGUAGCAACGCAGAGAAUUUAGCCUUGCAAAACAUUCAAGCCAGAUUGCGAAUGGUGGUUGCCUAUCUUUUUGCUCAACUCCUUCCAUGGGUUAGGGGACGUGUAGGCGGAUUAUUGGUCCUUGGAAGCGCUAAUGUAGAUGAAAGUCUACGUGGCUACCUUACAAAAUACGACUGCUCUUCGGCUGAUAUCAAUCCCAUCGGGGGCAUUAGUAAGACCGACCUAAAGAAAUUCAUAGCUUACGCCCGAGACUCCUUUGAUAUGCCCAUCUUGGCGAAGUUCUUGGAUGCAGUUCCGACGGCUGAGCUAGAACCAAUUACUGAGAACUAUGUACAGGCUGACGAGGCCGACAUGGGUAUGACCUACGACGAGUUAUCUGUCUUUGGUAGACUACGCAAGGUGGAGAAAUGCGGACCCUAUAGCAUGUUCACCAAGCUUGUGCAUGAAUGGGGGACGUUCUUGUCUCCGGUACAAAUUGCAGAAAAGGUCAAACUAUUCUUCUUCGAACACGCCCGCAAUCGUCACAAGAUGACUACAUUGACGCCGUCCUAUCAUGCAGAAUCAUAUAGUCCCGACGAUAACAGGUUCGACCUGCGCCCAUUCCUGUAUCCCUCUCGAUUCCCUUGGCAGUUCAAGAAGAUAGACGACGUCGCUGCUGUUUUGCCAGAUAGAUCUCAUUCCGCGGAUAAAGCGAAGACGGACUGA